This is a messenger RNA of Cyprinus carpio (common carp), 1923 nucleotides long. RefSeq names its product RIB43A-like with coiled-coils protein 2. The record is from RefSeq and is a predicted model, not a curated record. NCBI's taxonomy places the organism in Eukaryota, Metazoa, Chordata, Actinopteri, Cypriniformes, Cyprinidae.
UUGACCCAUACAAUGUAUAUACUGGUUCUACUUAUGACUGGUUUUGUGGUCCAGGGUCACAUAUACAUUUGAUUGUGUUCUUGUUUGUGAAUUAUUUUUUGUUUAGGUUUAAGUUUAAGUCAAAUGCGGUUUAACCUGACACAAGUGACACGGUUAAUUACACUGAAACUUGUCUUUUGAGUGUUAUAAUGUCACUGUGAGGUCUGUGUCCUGUGACAGAAGUAAUCAUCAUUUCAGUUCUGAACUACUGCUAGGCCUACCAUUUCACACUGAUAAAACUAUUACAGUAAAAUAACAUUGGUGUUGGUGCACAGCAUAACAAAUUACAAAUGUAAGAUAAACAUUAAAAAAAAAAGUCUUAACGUCGCAGCAUCAAUAAAACACAUUAUCAUAUGGAUUCCCUCAUUAGUGGAAUUUAGCACGCAAAGGUUUUUAUGGACAUGCAAUAACAAAAAAAAAAAAAAAAAACAUGAUUAAAGCAUAAGUUUUGAAAAGUGGUUUAUAUGUAUCGUAUACAUGUAUGUUUCUGGAGUGUGCGAGGUGUAUUUUAUUUCAGCCAUUCUGUCUCAUGAAAAACAACCGCGAGAGGGCGCCUUUUUCAAACGUGUAUCUUCAGUCUCCUAGCAACGUGUUUGUUUACGGGUUUCCCUCGGUUUGUGACAGCCAGCAAGUCGAUUAAAACAACUCGCUAAAUCGAAUUAAAGUCGUGAUACACAAUGAAUCAAGUUGAGCUUUUGUCAGACCGAGUCGCAGCUGUUCAACUCGACAGAAGGAGAAACAGGGAGCUGCAGCGCCGGGAGAGGAUCUUCGACGAUAAACUCCGCACGAUUGGAGUUGACAAAGAUGCUCUCGACCACCAAGUUAAAGAACUAAGAGAGAAAGAACAAGGCCAAGAGAAUGCAUUUAAAAUAUAUGCUGAUGAGCUGCUGUGCAGUGACCGUGUAGCUUGUGUCCUGGAGCAGCGGCAAAAGAAGGAUGAGCGUCUGUUGAAUGAAGCCAUUGUGCGAUUCAGACAACAGUUUCAACAACCUGCCAGCCGGCGUGAGUUUGAUCUGAACGAUCCAGAGCUGCUGAAGAAGCAGGAAGGGGUGCGGAUACUGCCGGGGCUGACUGGAGAAGAUCCGGCCCAGAGGGACAGACUGAGGAAGCAGCAGGAGCAGCUCAGAGCAUGGACCCUACAACAGCAAGACGAGCUAGAGCGAGCAAAACAACAGCUGCAACAAGAACUGCACCAGUAUGAUCAAAGCAGACUGGCUCUAGACAAACGCGCUCUUGAAUUGCAGAAGAUGGAGGAACAAAGCAAGAAAGCUGCAGCCAUCGCCACCAAAGACUUUAACCGUGCACUGGCUGCGGAAAUCACAAAUCGACGUCUACAGGAGCAUCAUGAAGAGGAGGAAAACAACCAGACGGACAUCCUGAACCAGCUGAAUGGAGACCUGCUGAUGGAAAACCCUGAGCAGAAUAUGAGUGUGCUGGGUCUGUCUCGCCUGCGCAGGGACUAUUACAAGGGAAUGAGUCCUGAAGAGCUCCAGCAGUACACACAAUACCAGCUGCAGCAAGCAGAACAGAGGAAGCGUGCUGUCAUGGAGCAACGAGAGAAAGAGCUUCAGGAGCAUCACGAGCGCAUGACAUCCGCCCGUGCUGCACUGCUGCUAGAAAGACAGCACGCACGCAUUAAUAAGGAGCUGCGCAGGGCAAUGGACAACACCAACGCACUGCUGGCUCAGGCCCAUGAUGCUCAGAAGAAACAUCUUCAGGAUGUGUACACAAACAUUCCAGACGAGCGCUAUUUUUCCCAGUUUAAUACCAGCAGUAGAUGAAUAUUACAGAGGGAACCUGAAAGAUGAACACCAUCAGGGCUCAGUAAUCGAGGACAAUACACCGGAUCGUUUUACAGUAAACCUUGGCUUUAAUUAGACAGGG